AUGGUUGUUCUAGUCGCCGCGCGAGCCACCCAGCAGGGCCUCUUCCAGGCAAUCAGCUUCACCUCGUUUCUAUCACAUUCGUGCUUAAAACGAGGGCGACCAUGCGCGCUCCUCUCCCGCCUCCAUUCCGCUUCCCCAGCGCUCCCCUUCCCGUCGAUCCUCCGCGUAUCCCCGCUCACGCUCCCCGCUAACGGCCUCCGCUCCCCUUUAACUUCCGCGCCAUCGCUGCAAAUCGCGGAUGCCGAUUCGAAGAACCACCACGGAGCCGCGUCCAAAUCCUCUUCGCUAACCUCCGCGCCGCUCUUUCUCCUCCCGAGCCAGCAGCAGGAGGUGCCUCGUGGGGUCGCUGCUCGGGCAGCCUCUAAAGCCUCUCGAAUCGUCAAGGAUGCGUCUAAGAAAAAAGGCGGGAAAAUUGGUCCUGGGGGAUCGAACCAGGAAGCGAAGCAGCAGCGAAGGGGGGGUAGCGGGCACGGGGCUUUCGGGACUAACGAGUUUACCGGAAACGGGGGUCUGCUUGAAUCUGAGCCGUCCGAUUUGGGCGAUCUGGGUUUAUCGAAGGACGUGGACGCGGCGUGGCUUAUUAGCGGGUCGCGAGACAAUAUCGAGGAUGACGUGCCGGAUUCCCCGUUUCUAGACGCGGUCGUUAAGGUGAAGCUGAAGCGACGCGGCGACGACACCAAGUUUGUCGCACGCGUGCUGGCGAUCGGCGUGGAGUGCGACAUCGCGCUACUCGCUGUGGACGACGAAUCGUUCUGGCAGGGCCGCCAACCGCUCAGGUUUGGUGGGCUCCCUCAUUUGGAGGACGCGGUGACAGUGGUGGGGUACCCAGUGGGGGGAGACAGCAUCUCGGUCACAUCUGGCGUCGUCUCUCGCAUUGAAGUCACCGCAUACGCUCAUGGCGCUUCAGAGCUUCUAGGAGUGCAAAUCGACGCGGCAAUCAAUCCUGGGAACAGCGGCGGCCCGGCUUUUAACGACCGCGGGGAGUGUGUGGGGAUAGCGUUUCAGUCACUAAAGGAUAGUGACACGGAGAAUAUCGGGUAUAUUAUUCCCACGCCCGUGAUCUCGCAUUUCCUCGGGGAUUAUCGGCGGAACGGGCAGUAUACGGGUUUCCCCGCAAUUGGCAUCCUCUGGCAGAGGCUGGAGAAUCCUGCGCUCCGGGCAGCUCUGAAAAUGUCGCCCGGGCAGAAGGGUGUGCUCGUGCGAAAAGUCGACCCAACGUCUCGAGCUCAUGGAGUGUUACAGCAAGGGGAUGUGAUCAUGUCAUUUGACAAUGUACCCAUCGCAAGCGACGGGACCGUCCCUUUCCGAACCGGCGAGCGCAUCUCCUACGGGUUCCUGGUCAGCCAAAAGUUUUCCGGCGAGGUUGCCCGGCUGGAAAUUCUGCGUGACGGGCUGCGGAUGAAGGUUCAGGUGCAGCUGAAGCCGCCGAAACGACUCAUUCCAGUCCACACGGGGGGCAAACCGCCAACGUUUUUGAUCGUGGCAGGGCUGGUUUUUACGCCGGCUGUGCAGCCGUUUUUGCAGUCAGAGUAUGGGAGCGAGUUUGAGUUUGAGUCGCCGGUUUCGCUGCUUCAGAAGCUGCUGCAUGGGCAUGCGGAGCAUGAGGACGAAGAGGUGGUGGUGUUGAGUCAGGUGCUAGCACACGAGGCGAAUAUUGGGUAUGAGGACAUCACCAACACGUGCCUCGUGUCUCUCAACGGCGUGCGGGUGCGCAACGUGCGACAGCUGGCAGCGCUGGUGGACGCGUGCACAGCAGACUGGGAGAGCCAGCCGUUCAUGCAGUUUGAGUUGGAGCACCGGCAGCUGGUGGUUCUGGAAACUAAGACUGUGCGGGCUGCCACGGCUGAUGCGAUGGCGGAUCACAGCAUACCGUCGGAUCGAUCGGAGGAUCUACGGUCUGCAAUGCCGGUUGCGGCUGUGGCUGCAGCAGCAGCAGAAACGCCAGGAGCAGCAGCAGGGACGGCAGUAGACACAGCAGCAGCACCAGCAGAAACAUUAGCAGCAGCAGCAGCAGCAGCAGCAGUGGUGGUGGAAGUUGGUGGUGAAUCUGGAUCGUCGUCAAGUGGGGAGGACGAGAGUUCAGGGAAAGCCAUUCGCAUGAGGAGUGAUGCUGAUGUGAGGGUUGCUGCGGCAGUGCAGGUAGCAGCGAAGGGCAAAAAGCAGAAGCAGAGGAAGGGCAGAAAGUGA
Closterium sp. Naga37s-1 is the source of this 2187-nucleotide messenger RNA. The record is from the annotation of a GenBank genome assembly. NCBI's taxonomy places the organism in Eukaryota, Viridiplantae, Streptophyta, Zygnematophyceae, Desmidiales, Closteriaceae.